AUGACCGUUACAGGUAAUGUGAGGAUGUAUUUUCUACAAAUUGUCAUAUUCUCACUAGUCGCUGCGUACUGCCAUCCAGCAUUGUAUGAUGAUUACCGACAUGCGCAAUUUGUUCGAGAUUGGGCUGCCCAUUGUGUUGACAAAUACCUUCCAAAAUAUGAUGCUCAGGAAAUAGGACCAGAAAUAAGAAAAUGUGAUACAGAACGGUGUGUGUACUUCAUGUACAAGUACAUUGCUGACAAUCGUCCAGAGUUCUUCCUUGAAUUUGACAUCUGCUUCGAAACGAAUACUGCCAGGAAACAAACCAGAGGAGCUCCAUCGAGAAACCCUGAACAGCAUUAUCAUUCUUGA
Molecule: messenger RNA, 351 nt
Organism: Caenorhabditis remanei
Lineage: Eukaryota; Metazoa; Nematoda; Chromadorea; Rhabditida; Rhabditidae
Exons: 2
Coding region: 1-351 (116 amino acids)
Source: RefSeq, a predicted model, not a curated record